GAAAGGCCCAAAACAAAACCAAAAAAACGGAUUCACCAAUCGCCUAUGAGUUUUUUUGGUGAUUUAUAAACAGGAAGCAGAAGAAUCUUCAAGAAACCAUUUUUGAUGCAAACAUCGUCUUCUUCUACAUCCAAAUUGUUACAAACUAAUGGCUACCCCGUUUAUUGCUGGGCUUGCAAUAGCGACCGCAGCCAUGGCUGGUAAAUAUGGAAUUCAGGCCUGGCAAUCUUUCAAGGCUAGACCCCCGAGGCCCAGAUCACGCAGGUUUUAUGAAGGCGGGUUCCAACCAACAAUGACAAGACGAGAAGCGGCUCUAAUUCUUGGUGUUAGAGAGAGUGUGGCGGAAGAUAAGGUGAGGGAAGCACAUCGAAGAGUAAUGGUUGCAAACCAUCCGGAUGCUGGAGGCAGCCAUUACCUAGCUUCAAAAAUCAAUGAAGCCAAAGAUGUAAUGCUUCGAAAGAGUAAGAACACUGGAUCGGCAUUUUGAUUUGUGUGGGACCCACUUAAUCUCCGGGUGUUUUACUCGAUUUCUGAUGACCAACAGUCCAUGUGGAUUGUGGUAAUAUACAGAACUUUUGGUCUAAAUGGUGGUAACUACGGAUAUAUGUAUCCAUUGGUCUAUUGUUAUUUUUUUUAAGCUUUUAUAUGUUGUUUGGAUGAUCAUGAGAUGAGGCAGAACAGUGGACUAAAUUUGUGGACCAAUGAGGCUUAAGAGUUUUGACUAUUUUGUCUAAACUAACAAUUUGACUUUGACUUCUAUGGUCAAACAAGCUUUGGGUUGAAUGUUU
This is a messenger RNA of Helianthus annuus (common sunflower), 788 nucleotides long. RefSeq names its product mitochondrial import inner membrane translocase subunit TIM14-1. Gene Ontology annotation, molecular function: ATPase activator activity. Lineage: Eukaryota; Viridiplantae; Streptophyta; Magnoliopsida; Asterales; Asteraceae. The record is from RefSeq and is a predicted model, not a curated record. The coding region runs from base 149 to 487 and encodes 112 amino acids. Gene Ontology annotation, biological process: protein import into mitochondrial matrix. The transcript has 3 exons. Gene Ontology annotation, cellular component: PAM complex, Tim23 associated import motor.